AUGGCGCCCCAACCUCACUCCUUUCUUUUGCACUUGGUGGGAUCCGGAAAGUUCAGCGACUUCACUCUCAUUUGCAAGGAUCGCGAGUUCAAGCUUCACCAGGUGAUCGUUUGCCCUCAGUCGCCUGUUAUCAGCGCUGCGCUUCACAGCGGCUUUGAGGAAACAACAUCAAAGGUCGUCAAUGUCAAUGAAUUCGAUGUUGCGACCGUUCAGAGCAUGGUCACAUUCCUCUACACCGGAGACUACGAACUCGCUCCCGAAACCGAGAAGCCUGUUCAGGUCAAAGACCGCGAUAAAAAGAGUGAGGAUGACGAAGUCCAUGGCGACGAAGACAAAAUGUCAGAAGAUUCGUUCGCGUCGUCUGAAGAGACAGAGGACAAGACUGCCGAAAAGAUAAUAUCCCACCUUCGCGUCAACGCAAUCGCGGACUACUACAACAUCGCAAAGCUGGGCAAGCUUUCGAAUUCAAAGAUCGAGGCCAUUCUCCGGGACGAUUUGAACUUUUUGAUCAUUCCUCAGGUCAUCCAGGAGAUGUCCAUCUCAAACAGAGACGCAGAUCUCCGCUCGCUCAUCGCCUCGGCUACGGCCAAGUACAUCGAAGAACUCACCUCGUCGCAAGUCCUUCGGGCUCUCGACCUUGAACACAAUCUCGCGAUUGAGAUACUUGAGGCCUGCGGUCGGCGGAUCCAAAAGCUCGUGGAAGACGUGAGCACUGCUAGAGAAUUACGACAAGUCCAAGAGCGAGUCAGAACCCUCUCCAUUGCGAAGAUCAGCAGCGCCAUCGACCUCUUGAAGAAAACCAGUAGAUGCCGCCAUUGCAACAAUUUAUUCGGGUGCUACAUCGAGGAGCCCGCUAGCGUCCUUACCGGGGUAUCUGCCUACGUUCUUCGUUGCGAAAGCUGUGGCUGUCGCCAUUCAUGA
Molecule: messenger RNA, 921 nt
Organism: Fusarium odoratissimum NRRL 54006
Lineage: Eukaryota; Fungi; Ascomycota; Sordariomycetes; Hypocreales; Nectriaceae
Exons: 2
Coding region: 1-921 (306 amino acids)
Molecular function (GO): protein binding
Source: RefSeq, a predicted model, not a curated record